AUGGCGCUGCCGCUGCCGCCGCCGGUCAUGGCGCUGCUGCUGCCGCUGCCGCUGGCGCUGCUGGCGGUGGCCGCCACGCCGCCGGAGCCGUUCCCGCUCCCUGUUCCGGCCGACCCGCCGCUGCCGGCCCAGCCGCCGGACGCGCUGUUUGCCGCCGGCGCCGAGGCGUACGCGCGGGGGGACUGGCCGGCCGUGGUGCUGCAGAUGGAGCGGGCGCUGCGGGCGCGGGCCGCCCUGCGCUCCCGCCUGGCGCGGUGCCGCCUGCGCUGCGCCAACGCCACGGCGGAGGGCGAGGAGGAGGGCGCCGACCCCCAGCCCGACCCGGUGCUCCGGGACCUGCGGUUCUUCCGGGGGCUGCUCCGCCGCGCAGCCUGCCUGCGGGGCUGCGGGCCCGCCGCGCCCUCCCGGUACCGCCUGAGCGAGGAGCUGGAGCGAGAGUUCGACCGGCGCAGCCCCUACAACUACCUGCAGGUCGCCUAUUUCAAGAUGAACCGGCCGGCGCAGGCGGCAGCGGCCGCUCACACCUUCUUCGUGGCCAACCCUGGGCACCAGGAGAUGAGGCAGAACCUGGAGUACUACCAGGCCAUGGUGGGGGUCCGUGAAGAGGACUUCACCGACCUGGAGGCCAAACCCCACCUGAGCGAGUUUCGGCUGGGGGUCCGGUUUUACUCGGAGGAGCAGCCAGCUGCAGCCAUCCUGCACCUGGAGAAGGCCCUGGAGGAGUAUUUCGUGGCAGACGCCGAGUGCCGCGCUCUCUGUGAGGGACCCUACGACUAUGAGGGCUACAACUACCUGGAGUACAAUGCAGACCUUUUCCAGGCCAUCACAGAUCACUCCAUGCAGGUGCUAAGCUGCAAGCAGGGCUGUGUCACAGAGCUGGCCUCACAGCCUGGCCGCGAGAAGCCUCUGGAGGAUUUCCUGCCCUCGCACUUCAACUACCUGCAGUUUGCCUACUACAACAGUGGGAAUUACGAAAAAGCCAUUGAAUGUGCCAAAACCUACUUGCUCUUCUUCCCACAUGACGAGGUGAUGAACCAGAAUCUGGCCUAUUACACCACUGUCCUGGGGGAAAACCUGGCCAGACCCAUCCAACCCCGAGAGGAGAUCCAGGUGUACCACCAGCGGAGCCUGAUGGAGAAGGAGCUGCUCUUCUUCAGCUACGAUGUCUUCGGCAUCCCUUUCGUGGACCCGGACACGUGGACACCCGAAGAGGUGAUACCAAAAAGGCUGCGAGAGAAACAGAAGGCGGAGCGGGAGACGGCGGCACGCAUCUCGGAGGAGAUCGGCAACCUCAUGAAGGAGAUCGAGACGCUGGUGGAGGAGAAGGCCAAGGAGUCUGCCGACAUGAGCAAGUUCAUCCGAGAAGGUGGCCCCUUGGGGUACGAAGGAGCGAGUGUCACCAUGAACUCCAAGGCCCUGAACGGCUCCCAGCGUGUGGUGGUGGAUGGAGUCCUCUCUGCCGAGGAGUGUCGGGAGCUGCAGAGGCUGACUAACGCAGCUGCCUCAGCCGGGGAUGGCUAUCGAGGGAAGACCUCUCCUCACACUCCCAGCGAGACCUUCUACGGCGUGACCGUCCUCAAGGCCCUCAAGCUGGGCCAGGAGGGCAAGGUGCCCCUGCGCAGCGCCCACCUGUACUACAACGUGACGGAGAAGGUGCGGCGCAUGAUGGAGUCCUAUUUCCGCCUGGAGGUCCCGCUCCACUUCUCCUACUCCCACCUCGUGUGCCGCACGGCCAUUGACGAGAAGCAAGAGGGUCGGAGUGACAACAGCCACGAGGUGCACGUGGACAACUGCAUCCUCAAUGCAGAAGCUCUGGUGUGCGUGAAGGAACCCCCAGCCUACACAUUCCGGGAUUACAGUGCCAUCCUUUAUCUCAACGGAGACUUCGAAGGAGGAGCUUUCUACUUCACCGAGCUGGAUGCCAAGACGCAGACCGCGGAGGUCCAGCCGCAGUGUGGCCGUGCCGUGGGCUUCUCCUCGGGCUCGGAGAACCCCCACGGGGUGAAGGCCGUGACCAAGGGCCAGCGCUGCGCCAUCGCCCUCUGGUUCACCCUGGACCCCCGGCACAGCGAGCGGGAGCGUGUGCAGGCAGAUGACCUGGUGAAGAUGCUUUUCGGCACGGAAGAGGGGGAUUUGGAGCCAGAACCCGAGCAGGAGCCACCCGCUGCCGUUGUGGUGGGGAAGGACGAGCUGUGAUGUCCCACAAGGGCCCAGGAUGUCCCUGCCGGGACCAGUGACACCAGCAUUGCAGCUUUGGGCUGCUCAGUCACCGGGGUGACAUGUGGGACCCCCCUCUGCCCCUAACCCGUGUGGGGUGGGGCACUGGGGAAUGCCCUGCCCUGCCCCUGCAUCAUCCAGCAUCCCCCCGUGGAGCUGAGCUGGGAUGUGAUAGAGACUCAGAG
Molecule: messenger RNA, 2402 nt
Organism: Empidonax traillii (willow flycatcher)
Lineage: Eukaryota; Metazoa; Chordata; Aves; Passeriformes; Tyrannidae
Gene: P3H1
Product: prolyl 3-hydroxylase 1
Exons: 15
Coding region: 1-2196 (731 amino acids)
Biological process (GO): collagen metabolic process
Cellular component (GO): endoplasmic reticulum
Molecular function (GO): procollagen-proline 3-dioxygenase activity; protein binding; iron ion binding
Source: RefSeq, a predicted model, not a curated record